UAAAAAUCUUAGGUUAGAACACUGGUAUUUUGAAAUGUGCUCUUAAUAACACAGUGUCAAUCAACACUACUUUAACAAGAUUUAAAAGGUGGCCACAAUGUCGACUUUAGAAUAUUCGAAAACACUUGUUUCACAGGGAAGAUCUUCGUGGAAAAACGUCCACAACUGUAAACUGUGCCCCUAUUUUACAACAUCACUUUUGUGUAUGGUGAACCACGUGCGACGACAUCGCUCAUCUCUGAAAAAAUUUGAAUGCUCUGAAGUUAAAAUCGAAGCGUAUUAUUGUAAAGACUGCGAUUUUAAAACGGAUUUAACGAUUCUGUUCAAACAACACAUUAACAAACAUCAUGGCCUUAAGAGUGAAUUUAGAGAGGAUUUAUCAAGUGAGGACUUUAGCAUACGAAACUACAUUUGCGAAAAAUGCGCCUUCGAAACAAAUUCCUUGAUAAAUUGGCUUCAACACACUUCAGCAUGCACAGAAAGGAAAGAAAAUAUUGAAUGGCUCCAGUGCGAAAAAUGUCCUUUCAAAACUGAAUUCAAAAGAAGUUUAAAAAACCACAUGUAUUACGUACACGCUGAAGACGUUAAAUGGUUCGAAUGCAAGGAGUGUCCAUUCAAAUCUAAGUAUAAGGAAUCUUUAAAGAGACACAAAAUUGAUAAACAUCUAGACGAAGAAAAAAUUAACUGGCACGAAUGUGAAAGUUGCCCGUUCAAAGCUAAACAGCUAUCGACUUUAAAACAACACGUAAUUUGGCGACAUUUGGACGAAGAAGACGUUAAAUGGUACGAAUGUGCCAGCUGUUCGUAUAAAUCUAAAAGAAAAGAUCAAUUAAAAAGACAUGUAACUGUCUACCACUUGGAUGUCAAAUCAUUCCAGUGCAUACAUUGCCCCUAUAAAGCUAAAUUUGAAAGUUAUUUAAAAAGACAUAUAAUCAACUGCCACUCAUCUCAAACGGAUUUAAAUUGGUUCAAAUGCGAACACUGUCCUCAUAAAAACAGACGUGAGGCAGGUUUACGAAUCCACGUAAACCGUGUCCAUUUAAGAAAACGAGACAUCGAAUGUGAAUAUUGUGCAUUUAAAACCAAAACUAAACAUAACUUAAAAACACACACAAAUUUAUUUCAUUCCAAAGACGUUAAAUGGUACGAAUGCGAAAAGUGCCCCUUCAAAACCAAGUUUAAAAAAUCGAUAAAGGAGCACGCAAUCGCUAGACAUAUGAACGAAGAAGAAAUUACGUGGUACGAAUGUGAAAACUGCCCGUUCAAAACCAAGUGGUCAGACGGUUUGAAAAGGCACAUGAUUUCUCGACAUUUAGGCAAUCAAGAAAUGAAGUGGUACGAAUGCCAAGAGUGUCACUUCAGAACUAAGUUUAGUUUCUCUUUAAAGAGGCACGUAAAUACUAAUCAUUCGGAAAAAUCGAAUUGGUAUGAAUGUGCUAAUUGUUCGUAUAAAAGUAAGAAGAAAACUAAUUUGGACGCGCAUGUAAAGGUCCAUUUAGAGAGCUGGCCGUAUCAGUGUGAAUAUUGUCCAUAUAAGGCGAAACAGAACGCGUACUUAAAGCGGCAUUUAAACAGGCUGCACUUGGUUGGAACGGACGUCAAGUGGUACAAAUGCGAUCAGUGUUCUUGCAAGUUUAAAGAUGGAUCGACUUUGUAUAAGCACAAAAAAGUGCACGUGUAAGAUUUAAUUUGAAAGUAUUGGUUCCCCUAGUAUUUUGGUCAAAUGCAAAAGUUGUAGAGAAUA
This is a messenger RNA of Zophobas morio, 1744 nucleotides long. Its product is annotated as zinc finger protein 43-like. Gene Ontology annotation, molecular function: DNA-binding transcription factor activity, RNA polymerase II-specific; RNA polymerase II transcription regulatory region sequence-specific DNA binding. Lineage: Eukaryota; Metazoa; Arthropoda; Insecta; Coleoptera; Tenebrionidae. The coding region runs from base 98 to 1681 and encodes 527 amino acids. Gene Ontology annotation, biological process: regulation of transcription by RNA polymerase II. The transcript has 2 exons. The record is from RefSeq and is a predicted model, not a curated record.